AUGGGGACUGCUCUYGAGGAGCAGCUGAGGAGACUGGUCCAGGUGGUGGAUGCAGUGUGUGCAGAUGUACAGAGGGGACAGAACGUCUACAACAAGCUCUUCUACAGUGCGGUGAAAGUGGAUUUCUUCAGCAUCGCUUAUAGACAGUUGGAGAAACUGGUCGCGGACGACGUGAGCGUUGCCAUGGAGAAGGUGUGUGGCACUCUGGAGCAGGAGAGCUCCAGGCUAACUCAGACCAUGGGAGAGACUCUGUUAGAGCUCUACAUGUCUCUGAAAAUACUCAAACGCUUCAGAGAGUUCCUCCCUCUCAGGGACGCUAAGAUGAUGGCCUUGACUGCCUAUCACAACUGGUUCAAGACGUCUAUCCACAAGUGGCUGCAGAUAGUCCAUGACAAGGCUUGUGACAGGAUCCGCAGAGCAGUAGACAUGGACCAGCUGGAGCCAGUACAGCAGGCCAAACACAGCUCCUCGGCGGUGGAUGUGACAGCGUGUUUCAGCCAGGUGCGGGAGUUCUGGAAACAGCUGUCCUGGCCAGACUCUGCAGGGGCCUUCAUCUUUGUCACCCGCCUGACAGACAAUUUCUGCAGCGAGGCCGUGUGUUACUCAGAGAUGAUAAAGCGCAAGAUUGAGAGGAGCCAGCAGGGUCGAGACAUCAAGAGCCUGACAGUGCAGCUGUGCAUCGCCCUGAACYACACAGAGCAUGUGCGUGUGUUCCUGGGCCACCUACCUCGGGACCUGGACUGGCAGGGCGUGGAGCAGGCCAUGGAGGAGUCUUGCGGGGCGGAGGGGAAGGAGCAGGUCAACAAGGCCCUGAACGGACAGCUCUACAACGUGGAUGCGGACCUACAGAGGGAGGCAAAGCGCCUCAUCACCCACCUCACAGACAAGAUGCUUUCAGAGCUGAAGAGGUACCUCCAACACAUCAGCCUGUCCCCUGACUCCAUCAACAACGAUGAUGCCGUGUCCCCCCUCAUGAAGUACUUACGUGACACUUUAGUCAUCCUCAGCGAGUCUCUGGUGAAGGAGAAUCUGGCUAGAGUUCUCCUCGGCAUGUGGGAGCUGCUCCUCAGAAUGAUCCUAGACACGGUGGCGGAGAACAUGGGAGUCCAGGUGGAGUUCUACAACCGCUUCCAGUACACUGUGGAGGCCCUGGUGCAGUUCUUCUAUGCUGAUGGAGAGGGACUUGCCAUAGAAGAUCUGAAGAACCAUGUCGACUACAAGGCUCUCGACGAGGAGCUGAGGCUGAACAAGUGUUCGUCCUUUGAGCUGAUCGAGCAGUACUUCCUGGAGAAGAUCUCUCAGCAGAGAACACUGAAGCACACCCGCUUUGGCCGCGUCAGCGUGAAGUGUUACUAUGAUGCUUCUGAGCAGAGGCUCACGGUGGAGAUCCUGCAUGCCGCCGAUCUCAUUGCGUUGGACGCCAAUGGGCUGAGUGACCCCUUUGUCGUCGUGGAGCUCUGUCCCCACCACCUCUUCCCCAUGGCCAAGAGCCAGCGCACCCAAGUGAAGCUCAAGACCCUGCACCCAGUAUUUGAUGAGCUCUUCUAUUUCCAUGUCAGCCCAGAGCAGUACAGGCACAGGUUUGCCUGUCUGACUUUUACUGUGAUGGACUAUGAUUGGCUGUCCACCAACGAUUUUGCCGGGGAGGCKUUGGCCCCGCUCAGUGACUUCUGUUGGCCAGGGAGACCCAACGCCUCAGCGGCCGGAAAGASCAUCCAGCCGACCAUCCUGCACCUGGCCCGGAACAAACCCAGCGAGAAGCCAAUCAUGAGGAUUUUGGACGCACGGACAGGAGACGGAGAGGCUCAGGAGUUUGUGAGGAAGCUAAAGGAGAUUGAGAAGUCCAUGGAAGAGGAGUGAAGCUGUCAGCACUGGUCUGGUGUAUUGGUGUAUUCUGACUACGUCUUUGCCACAUGUGCUUUUGUACUUGUUGUACUACCGUAUGUUUACAAUGUUUACAGUUUUCAAAUCCUCUUGUACGUGCACUGAAAAUGUAAUGCUGAACAAAACACAGUAACACAUGACUUUUUAAAUUGAAAUACGAAUGUCCUGUCUCUCUGCUGUAUUUUUAUGCCUCAAAUC
Salvelinus sp. IW2-2015 is the source of this 2082-nucleotide messenger RNA. The record is from RefSeq and is a predicted model, not a curated record. NCBI's taxonomy places the organism in Eukaryota, Metazoa, Chordata, Actinopteri, Salmoniformes, Salmonidae.